AAUAGGCAAAUGAAAAAUAAAAUAUAUGAACAGAUUUAGAUUCGCUACAUACAGUAAACCUUUUGAGGAAUAUUAUAAAAUUAUCUUCCAAUUAACUAAGUUGGCCUUACAUAUUUAACGAUUCCGCAAUUUUAAUUAAUUAAUUAUCCAGUUCCAAUUUUUGGUUUCUAUAGGGCAAGGCCGCAAUACAGAAAACUCAAAUCUUCUCACAAAAUAUUCAGAAGUACCUAUUUAUUUAUACAUCCUAAAGUUAUUUUUACUUUAUUACGUUGCACAAUAAAAACUUGUCCGUUCAUUUUUAAUUUAUACCUUUUAUACGAGUAGUUAUAAGGUAUUAGUAAUUUGCACGUUAUAAACAUGUCCAGGGGCAUGGAAACAGAUACACAGUCAAAGUGCGUUUAAUAUACGCGUGCCUAUUGCUUUUUCCCAUCAACUUACUUCCAGUAUAUUUUCUAUCAGCGAGAAUGAAAAUUUGAAAAGAUGACAUCAUUCGUGAAAAAGGGUUCAUUUCUGGCACUUGCCCUGCUACUUAAGAUAUUGAAAAUAUUUUGCCAGUUUUAUUUUAUAAAAUUUUACUUCAAAAAGCCAAAACGAUGUCCCACAAUUACCAAUCCAUUAUUAUUAAAAACGGCGAGUCAACUGAGUGAGGAAAUUCGAAAUCGGAAGAUUAGCAGCGAAUCUGUUGUGAGAGCCUACAUUUCACGAGUGAAAAACGUAAAUCCCAUAUUGAAUGCGGUCAUGGAAGAUAGGUUUGAAAUUGCCAUUCAGGAAGCUAAACUCGUAGACAUAUCACUGAUGGCAACCAAUCUGAAUUUAAAUGAAGUAAAAAAUAAUUCUCCCUUACUGGGUGUACCAAUAACUAUUAAAGAAAGCAUAGCAGUGGAGAACUUAAGUAACACCGGGGGCGCUACGGGUUUAAAGGGUGUUAAAGCCACAGAAGAUGCGGAUGUUGUAAAACUUCUCAGGAUAAGCGGUGCCAUAGUAUUACUAGUAUCAACUACACCGGAGUACUGCGUAAGCCUUGAAACCUACAACAAGAUCAGUGGUACCACGUAUAAUCCUUACGACACCAGAAGAACAGCAGGAGGUUCUUCUGGAGGGGAGGCGGCACUUAUAUCUUCCGGUGCAUCUCUAAUCGGAAUUGGUUCGGAUCUUAUAGGUUCAGUAAGGUUACCCGCAUGUUUCUGCGGUAUAUGGGGUCACAAAUUUUCACGCGAAAUAGUGUCUACACGAGGCCACAUUCCUACGUCAGAAGAUGCCACUUUCAAAAGCAUGUUUACCUUUGGGCCACUAACUCGGUACUACACCGACUUACCUCUACUUUUCAAUAUCAUAGUCGAAAAAAAUUCCAAAUCUGCUAUCUCCCUAAAUAGCCCGGUCGAUUUAAAAAACGUUAAGGUGUGCUUUUUGAAAGAUUAUAGUGUGUUUCGUUUCUGUCGAAAACCGGAACCGGAAAUCUUAUUCGCUAUUAACAAAAUUGUAAAACAUCUAGAGUGUACUUGUAUGUGUAAGCCUGAACUGAUUAAACUACCAAAGACAGGAGGGUACUCUUUUCUUUACAUGGAAAAACUUGGAAGUAUCAAAGGUGUUGAGGAUAUUCUGGAAAACUAUUCGGGAAACUAUUUUAAGGAGUUACUUUUACAUUUGAUUGGAAAAUCACAUAUUACCUUUACACACACGUGUUUAGGAAUACUGAAUUGCGUGUACAGGUGUUUAGGUUCAACAGACAAUAGUGACGAACACGUAAAUACGAUAAGGAACCAGCUACAAGAUACAUUGGGUUCCAAUGGCGUCUUGUUACUUCCAACGCAUCCAACUGCAGCAAACUUUCAUGGCGGAGUUACUAGUAAACUUUAUGACUAUGGAUACACUGCGAUAAUCAACAUACUAGGUUUACCUGCGACACAGUGCCCAGUCGGCUUAAAUUCGGCUGGUCUGCCCUUAGGGGUUCAAGUAAUUUCGGCCACAUGUAAUGAUAGGUUAACACUGCGAGUAGCAGAGGAAAUCGACAAAUUAUUUGGAGGAUGGAUACCGCCUCCUUUUUCUGAAUAAAUGGUUUUGUAUGCAAGUAAUCACCACGUCAAUAUGACUUUAACCAUGUUGUACUAAUGUAUUAUAUUUUGUAUCCAUAUCAUUAUAGCUGUUGCUUUGGUACUUCUUUUUAGACUCAAAAACUUGUAAACAUAUUGUAUUUCGUAUUAAAAACAAACUACUUGGUAUUAGCA
Molecule: messenger RNA, 2225 nt
Organism: Photinus pyralis (common eastern firefly)
Lineage: Eukaryota; Metazoa; Arthropoda; Insecta; Coleoptera; Lampyridae
Product: fatty-acid amide hydrolase 2-B-like
Exons: 7
Coding region: 481-2052 (523 amino acids)
Source: RefSeq, a predicted model, not a curated record